GCGAGGCCAUGCUCGCUCUGCUCAGAUGCCGUUUGCGAUGGUUGUCGAGGCGAUUUGCUAGCAGAGCGACUGAAAUCUCAAGAGAGAGUUUUCCGUUUUUGACUGGCUCAACCUCUACCACGGACACGCGUCGGCAGUGCUAGGGCCCACGACGACGGAACAAGUGUCGUUUGUGUUGAAGUACUGUAACGACCGUAAUCUGUCCUUGGUGCCCCAGAGGGGUACCUAACACGGGGCUAGUAGGCGGGAGCGUGCCCGUGUUCGACGAGGUCGUGCUGUCGAUGUCUCUUAUGAAUAGAGUAAUUGAUUUCAACGGUGCAUCGUGAGUUCUGACAUGUCAAGCCGGAUGCAUUCUUCAGAACUUGGAUGCGUUCUUGGAAGAGAGAGGUCACUUGAUGCCGCUAGAUCUCGGAGCGAAAGGAAGCUGUCAGAUAGGAGGGAAUGUGGCUACAAAUGCGGGAGGGAUUCGUUUGCUGCGCUAUGGUUUACUUGGCGGAAGUGUUCUGGGUGUCCAGGCCGUUCACGAGCCGAGGUGUGUUAGUUCACAACUCUGAGCAGAAGAAAAUAACCUUCGACGAAUUUGGUGACAUCGAAUGCUCUGGCGUUGAGCCCAGUUACCUGCCAUCACAAUUCGAGAUUGCCUUCGUCAAAGAGAAUGUCAGCAAGUCUGGUCAUGUCGUUUGUAUACUCUCCCGAUCCUUUGGUCUGCAGAAAAACUACUUUGUGGCUCUGAAGGGCAGUGGUGAAGGAAUGAAAUUUACAGUAGAGAAUGCUGGAACUGACGAUUCCUUCAGAUUAAAAGUUUUAUUUUACUAUGAGCGACGAUUCCUAUUCCAAAGUGCAUCGUUUCCAAGCACUAUUUGGUGAUCCUCGAUACCUUGCAUUUGAUUCCCAAGGAGUUCAAGUGACUGUUACAGACAAAGACUCAGAAAGCACAGUCUUUGACUUAUUAAUGUGAUCGCAGUAGUUUGAUCAACGAGGGUAUGUCUAGCGAUUUACGUAAAAGUGCUUUUUAAAGCGUCUGUUUUGAUGGAUUUAAUAGUUUCUUCGUUUUGCUGAUUAGCUAAGCUUCUUUAGUUGAUUGAAUUGCCAUGAACUGAACAUUGAAUAAAAGAGAAUUGCUUUGCUACUUACUAGUGAUUUUGAUC
Molecule: messenger RNA, 1148 nt
Organism: Corticium candelabrum
Lineage: Eukaryota; Metazoa; Porifera; Homoscleromorpha; Homosclerophorida; Plakinidae
Exons: 2
Coding region: 442-867 (141 amino acids)
Source: RefSeq, a predicted model, not a curated record